Molecule: messenger RNA, 702 nt
Organism: Auanema sp. JU1783
Lineage: Eukaryota; Metazoa; Nematoda; Chromadorea; Rhabditida; Rhabditidae
Source: the annotation of a GenBank genome assembly
AUGCGUAGCUUCUAUUCAGGAAUGCCACCUUCAGCGCCAAGCCGCGGUAAAGUAACAUGUAUCAUUGGACCAAUGUUCAGUGGAAAAACAACUGAGUUGCUGAGACUUCAUGACCGACAGAUAAUCGCGAAGCGAAGUUGUGUCUUGAUCAAAUACGCAGGUGACACAAGAUAUGAUGCUAAUCUAGUUGCUACUCACACCAAAGUCACGGGACGGGGUACAACCCUUAAGGCGAAUCGCUUAAUAGAGGUCGAGAAAGAGAUAUUUGACCCCAACGUUCAAGUUGUCUCAAUCGAUGAAGGCCAAUUUUUCUCUGACUUGGCUGAUGUUUGUGAGCGUUUAGCUCAAGCUGGAAAACUAGUUUAUGUAGCAGCUUUGAAUGGAACGUUCGAAAGAAAGAUUUUCCCUCAAAUUGGCUUACUUCUGCCAUUCUGUGACGAUGUGAUCCAAGUAGUUGCCGUCUGUAUGGAAUGUGGAGCUGACGCUUGCUAUACGUUUAGAAGUACUAAGGAUAAGAAGGUGGAAGUUAUCGGAGGAGAAGAUACAUAUAAGGCUUUGUGCCGUGUAUGUUACUAUUCUGAAUCUGAGAAGAGAGAUUUGGAUGAUGUUGUAAAUGUCGCUGAGAAUCUCACCCGUGGUAGCUUCUGUCGAAAAGCGGAGGAAGGUGAUAUUCCUCGUAAAGUAUUCAUUCGGAUGCAGUAA